Messenger RNA from Oldenlandia corymbosa var. corymbosa, 5862 nucleotides. NCBI's taxonomy places the organism in Eukaryota, Viridiplantae, Streptophyta, Magnoliopsida, Gentianales, Rubiaceae. The record is from the annotation of a GenBank genome assembly.
AUGGGAACCUCACACCGCAGCAGUGGGGUUUUCAAAAAAUCAAAUGAUAGUGCCAGGCUUAUCAUAACAACCAUCAUGGGGAUGGUUUUUGGAUAUUUUAUUGGUGUCUCAUUUCCAUUUGUUUCUCUAGCUAAGAUUAAUUUACCGUCAAGCUUUAUUUCAUCUCUUGAUGCAGCAUUUAGUGAAGAUCCCAGUAGGCGUAGUUUUCCAGAAAACCUUGGUUCGGGUAGUACUCCUGUUACACCAAAGAUUUAUGUUCCCACAAAUCCUCGUGGUGCGGAGUCAUUGCCUCCUGGUAUUGUGGUCUCAGAAACAGAUUUUUAUCUUAGAAGAUUGUGGGGUGAACCCAGAGAGGAUUUGAAAAAGAAACCAAAGUAUUUGGUAACAUUUACAGUUGGUUGGGACCAGAGAAACAACAUCAAUGCAGCUGUUAAAAAGUUCUCUGAGGAUUUUCAGAUUAUGCUUUUCCAUUAUGAUGGUAGGACAAGUGAAUGGGAUGAGUUUGAAUGGUCAAGGCGUGCAGUUCAUGUUAGUGUUAAGAGACAAACAAAAUGGUGGUAUGCAAAGAGAUUUUUGCAUCCUGAUGUUGUAGCAGCUUACGAUUACAUUUUCAUUUGGGAUGAAGAUCUUGGAGUUGAGCAUUUCAAUGCUGAAAAGUACAUUCAGCUAGUUAGGAAACAUAGGCUAGAGAUUUCACAGCCUGGUCUUGAGCCCAAUAAUGGACUAACAUGGCAAAUGACAAAGAGGAGGGGUGACAGAGAGGUUCACAAGGAUACCGAGGAGAAACCUGGUUGGUGCAGUGAUCCACACUUGCCUCCAUGUGCUGCCUUUGUGGAAAUUAUGGCUCCCGUCUUUUCUCGAGAAGCCUGGCGAUGUGUCUGGCAUAUGAUUCAGAAUGAUUUGGUGCAUGGUUGGGGUUUGGAUUUUGCACUCAGGAGAUGUGUUGAGCCUGCUCAUGAGAAAAUCGGAGUAGUUGACUCGCAGUGGAUAGUUCAUCAAGUAAUUCCUUCUCUAGGAAGUCAGGGCGAAUCUGAACGUGGCAAAGCACCUUGGCAAGGGGUACGAGACAGAUGCAGAAGUGAAUGGGCACAGUUUCAAGACCGGCUUGCAAAUGCAGAUAAAAAAUAUUUUGAACAGCUUGAGAGGACACCAUCAUAUUACAAUUCGAUGUUGUGUGCGGCAAUUAUACUUGCCAAUAUGUCAUUUAAGAGGGAUGAACUCUUGUACCAACAAAAUCUCCGCCCGGUCGGCCGAUUCAUUGCCUCGGUUCGCCUCAAGGUGAAGUUUUCCAAGAAAUUGAAAUAUCGAAACAUUCAAGUGGCUUCAUCUGUUUCCAUUGUCAUUGUCAACAAGGCAUUGAUGAGCAAUCUUGGCUUUCCAUUUGCAACAACAUUGACUAGUUGGCACCUGAUGGUGACAUAUUGCACCCUUCAUGUUGCUCUGAAGAUGAAUUUCUUCGAAAACAAGCCGAUCGACAUGAAGACUGUGAUCCUCUUCGGCAUCUUAAAUGGCGUCUCGAUUGGCUUCCUGAACUUAAGUUUGGGUUUCAAUUCAAUCGGCUUCUACCAGAUGACCAAGCUUGCAAUCAUACCUUUCACGGUUUUAUUAGAAACCAUUUUCUUGAAGAAGCAAUUUAGCCAGAAGAUUAAGUUCUCUCUGUUCGUCCUACUCGCCGGCGUCGGCAUUGCUUCCGUCACCGACCUUCAGCUCAACUUUGUCGGAUCAAUCCUCUCCCUUCUGGCCAUCAUCACUACUUGUGUUGGUCAAAUUCUGACAAAUACGAUUCAGAAGAGGCUUAAUGUGUCAUCUACUCAGCUGCUAUAUCAAUCAGCACCAUUUCAAGCUGCAGUUUUGUUCGUUUCAGGGCCUCUAGUAGAUCAAUUCCUCACCCAUAAAAAUGUGUUUGUCCACAAAUACUCUCCAAUCGUAAUGGGAUUCAUACUAUUAUCUUGUUUGAUUGCGGUGUCGGUGAAUUUCAGCACAUUUUUGGUUAUUGGGAAGACAUCUCCGGUCACAUAUCAAGUUCUAGGCCACUUGAAAACCUGCCUUGUUCUUGGAUUUGGUUAUACACUUCUUCAUGACCCUUUCACUUCAAGAAAUAUCAUUGGAAUUUUGGUUGCCAUUGUUGGAAUGGGAUUGUAUUCUUACUUUUGCACCCAUGAAAACAAAAAGAAACAAGAUGCAAACUUGUCAUCUCAGGCCAAGGAUAAAGAUACAACACCACUUAUGGCUGGAGGGAAGAAAAUGUUGCAUGAAGAUGAAGUAAAUGGGGAUGGCAAAGAUCACCUGCUUAAGAGCUUUAAAUCAAUCCCGCCUUCCCAGAAUGAGGAGCCCUCAAGAAGUGCAGUUAUAGAUUCCUGCAUUCGGGUGACAGAUAAUGGUAGAGAAAGCAUUCAAAGAAGGGUAUUCUUCAUGUUCACACUUUAUAAUACUUCCAAUCACAAUGAUGAACUAAAGCUAGGAGCGAGUAGUCCUGAAGAGGCAGCAAAGUGGAUGCAAUCAAUUCAGGAUGCAGCUUUAAAGAACCAAGUUGCUUUGGAUUGCUCCAAGCAGGAAGCUCAGUCUCUGCGGUUAAAUCACUCCCAUAAAUCCCAUGAUUCCUAUUCAAUCGAUUGGACAGUUCGUUCAUCUAGAGUUAUGGAUGCAAUGACUGCUGAUGUGGUUGCACCAUCACCUUGGAAAAUUUUUGGUUGCCAAAAUGGUUUGAGACUUUUUAAGGAAGCUAAAGAUAAAGAAUUUCAGGCCAAGUGGGAUGACCAUCCUGCAAUUAUGGCUGUGGGUGUAAUAGAUGGAACUUCGCAGGCCAUUUUCCAGACACUGAUGUCUCUUGGUCCUUCUAGAUCUGAGUGGGACUUCUGUUUUUACAAGGGUAGUGUAAUUGAACAUCUUGAUGGACAUACUGACAUAAUUCACAAGCUAUUGAACCGAGAUUGGCUACCUUGGGGCAUGAAACCACGGGACCUCUUAUUGCGACGCUAUUGGAGAAGGGAGGAUGAUGGAACUUAUGUUAUUCUCUACCAUUCCGUCUUUCACCAGAGAUGUCCUCCUCAAAACGGAUAUAUUCGCGCCUGUCUUAAAAGUGGUGGAUUUGUGAUAUCACCAGUUAAUCAAGGGAAGCAGUCUGUAGUGAAACACAUGCUUGCUAUUGACUGGAAAUCUUGGAAAUCAUAUGUAAAGACAUCCUCAGCCAAAUCAAUAACAAUCCGCAUGCUAGGGAGACUUUCUGCAUUACGGGAACUAUUUAGAGCAAAAGGAGAUCAUUUGGCAUCUGAUUUUUCGUCCGGUGAGCUGUUGAAAGACAGAAUACUGAAUGGAGCAGGUUUGCACGUUGAAGUCCAAAGCAGGUUGGACACUAGAAAGAGCAUGGAGGCAGAAGAUGAAGAAGUGGUAAAAACUCCCUCUGAACAUGCCAGCCUAAUGGGCCUAAAUGAUGCAGCAGAUGAGUUUUUUGAUGUGGCAGAACCUUUGGAAUAUGAUCAAGAAAAUGGCUGGCCGUCAGAGUAUGGAGGAGAGGCAUACACUCAGGAUACACGUCAACCCAAACUGUCUACUGCUGCUGUUUUUGUUAAAAAAUUACACGAUCUUGCAGUUCAGAAGAAGGGUUAUGUGGACUUACAUGAGAUGGCAAGAGAAGACAAUCUAUCAUGCAAUUAUGGAUUUACUCUUCCAAAGGAUCCAAGUUGUAAUAUGCUUUCCAGCUGGACUGCAGCUGAUGCUUCUACGUUCCUGAUCCGUGGAAAUACAUACCUAGAGGACCGUAAAAAGAUUAAAUCAAAUGGCACGUUAAUGCAAAUGGUGGCUGCAGAUUGGCUAAGAUCUGAUAAGCGAGAGGAUGAUCUUGCUGGCCGCCCUGGGAGCAUCGUGCAGAAAUAUGCUGCAAAGGGUGGCCCAGAAUUCUUUUUCAUAGUCAACAUACAGGUACCAGGCUCGACUACUUAUAGUCUGGCUCUGUACUAUAUGAUGAGCACCCCCGUAGAAGAUUCUCCCUUACUUGAGAGAUUCGUCAAAGGGGACGAUGCUUUCAGAAACUCAAGGUUCAAGCUCAUUCCAUACAUAUCCAAGGGAUCAUGGAUUGUUAAACAAAGUGUUGGAAAGAAAGCAUGCUUAGUUGGUCAAGCACUGGAAAUCAAUUAUUUUCAUGGAAAGAACUACAUAGAGCUUGGUGUCGAUAUCGGUUCCUCAACUGUUGCAAGGGGUGUGGUCAGUCUUGUCCUUGGUUACCUAAACAAUUUAGUUAUAGAGAUGGCUUUUCUGGUACAGGCUAACACAACAGAGGAGCUUCCGGAAUUUCUUCUCGGAACUUGUCGUCUUAACCAUCUGGAUGCCGCUAAAGCUGUCCCGGGUAGAGAGAGGAUGAGGUGGACUAAUUUUGUUUCCAGGUUGGCCAUGGUGAUGGUUCUGCUUUUGCUUGUUUUUACAAACAUUAGGGCAUCUAGCGAGGAAGAUGGAUUUCGUCAGUGUGAGCAUAUGGUCAAGAAGUGGGCAUCUUCAUCCCUUGAUGCUGAAGUCAACGAGGAUAAACAUGUUUUAAGGGAAAUGCUGUACUUUCUUCAUGUUCCAAGAACUGGAGGGAGAACGUAUUACCAUUGUUUCCUGAAAAAGUUGUACUCGAACCAUUCAGAGUGUCCCCGGUCUUAUGACAGGCUAAGGUUUGAUCCCAGGAAAUCAGAUUGUCGUCUACUGGUUACUCAUGAUGACUAUAGUGUGUUAUCAAAACUUCCGAAGGAGAAAAUUUCAGUCGUUACAAUCCUCAGGGAUCCGGUUGAUCGUGUCUUUAGCAGCUAUGAAUUUUCUGUGGAAGUGGCAGCUAGGUUUCUGGUGCACCCUAAUCUAACAUCUGCCUUAAGGAUGUCUGGGCGUUUGCGAGGAAAGACAAAGGGAGUAAGCACUCUAGAUAUCUGGCCAUGGAAGUAUCUGGUUCCAUGGAUGAGGGAAGAUUUAUUUGCUCGGAGGGAUUCCAGAAGGGAUAAAGAUCAGCCCACCAUCGACGGAGAUGAUCCGUACAAUAUGGAGGAUUAUGUGAUGCCAUUGCACAAUUAUAUUAAUGAUCCUAUAGCUCAGGAUAUCAUCCACAACGGAGCUACUUUCCAGAUUGCAGGACUUACAAACAACUCGUAUCUGGUAGAGGCGCAUGAGGUGCGCCAUUGCGUACAGAAAUAUCGAACUCUUGGCGAAUAUGUGUUACAAGUUGCAAAGAAGAGGUUGGAUGACAUGUUGUAUGUCGGACUCACUGAGAACCACAGAGAUUCGGCCACUUUAUUUGCAAAUGUCGUUGGUACUCAGGUUAUUUCUCAGCUAACCGGAGCAAAAUAUAAAACAGUUAUCUCUGGCGAUAACAUUUCUGGACAGAGUUCUUCACUUCUUGGUGCUAAAUCUGACAGUAAUGUUAACUUGAACAAUAACAUAAACCAACACCCGGGGAAAAUUUCAUCUGCUGAAACUGUUCAAGAAGCAAAUAACGAGGUUACUACAGGAAAAUUAAUGCAAAUCUAUGAGAAAUGUAUUCCAACCUUGCGAGAAGCACAGUCGCAGCGACGUACAAACUCACUUAAAAAUAUAAAGCCUGCAAACUUUACCAAGGAGGCUCGUCGUCGGAUUUCUAAAGUUCUUCUCCAGGAAAUUAGGUCAUUAAAUCACCUGGAUGUGGAGUUGUACAAGUACGCUCAGGAUAUCUUUGCAAACCAACAAAACCGUGUGGUGCGAGUUGAGCUUAUUGAUGAGAAUCCGGGGAACGUGCUGAAUAACCUAUAUUUUUCCUCUUCGUGGAAUGUUCUCCCCGUCUCAUUGUCCAUUCUUUUACUGCUGCUCUUCAUUAUUUUCGUCAUAAAUGCAAGAAGAAGAAUGUCAAAACUUAAACUAUGA